Dicentrarchus labrax (European seabass) is the source of this 1686-nucleotide messenger RNA. Its product is annotated as OX-2 membrane glycoprotein-like. Gene Ontology annotation, molecular function: cell-cell adhesion mediator activity. Lineage: Eukaryota; Metazoa; Chordata; Actinopteri; Moronidae. The record is from RefSeq and is a predicted model, not a curated record. The transcript has 6 exons. The coding region runs from base 50 to 1153 and encodes 367 amino acids.
ACCUGGCAGUUACCUGGCUUUUAUUGUCACCUUUGAAUAUUGGCGGUAGAUGAACAAUGCGGCAGAGAUGAGCCACCGUGCAGUCAUACAUGUGCUGUGUGUGCUGGGAGUCUUUCAGAAAGGUCUAACAGCUCUGGUACAGACACAGCAGACUGUGAUGGCAGCAGUGGGAGAAGAGGCUCAUUUAAACUGUCAGCUGAUGCAAAAUAAAGAUGUUGUUCAAGUCACAUGGUGGAAACCUGAGGGAGAGAAGACUCUUGCUACUUCUAGCAAACCCUUUGGUCCAAGAGUGAAUCCUGACUUUAUUGAUAAAGUGGAGUUUAAAGAUGCUGGACUGCAGAACAACUCCAUAGUUAUCAGGAACCUGACAGAGCAGGAUGAAGGCUGCUAUCACUGUUUGUUUAAUUCCUACCCUGAUGGUGCUCUCACUGCUAUAACCUGCAUCAAACUCUAUGAGCUGCAUGAACCCAUCCUACAUGUUAGAGAAUCAAACUCUCCUGAAGAGGCAGUUGUGUCCUGCUCGGCCACAGCUCGACCAGCUCCCACAGUAACAUUAAGAGUCCUGCAACAAGACUUCCACUUCUCAAACUACAGCUCUGUCAAUGUCACCAACACCAACGGUACAGUUGCUGUCACCACGACUACUGUGCUGUCUGGUUUCCGUGGUAACAACACACAGGUUGGAUGUGCAGCGCGAGUGCUCUCUGGUCCUCAGAUAGAGGUGUUUAUGAUGAUUCCUGAGGUCAAACAGUCGUCUGCUGAUGGUUUUGAUGAUGAAUCUGGAUCUAAAGACAGGGAUCUCUAUUGGAUUUCGAUCAUUGUAUUCUCCGUUGUCGGGGUCUUUGGUCACAUUGCUGCAUUCCUCUAUUUCCUAGUUAAACACAAAAAUCAGAACAGGUUCUUCUCUCAACCAAAAUCUGAGUCUCAGUCUCUGAGAGCUGAUGAAUGUUGUUCAGAUUUAACUGCAGCAGCAUCCUCCAAUCUGUCACACGGUGACACUGAGAUGAACGAGACGACAACCAACGACACUCAGAAGGCCGAAGCAUCUUCAGUCACACAGGAGAGCGAUGGGGUCAGACAACGGCCGUCGCCUGUGAAGACUGAACCAAGUGAUAACCUGAAUCCAUCACCUUCAACAUCAGUACAACUGUAGAAAGAAUCUGACUGACACAGUUUUAUUGUCAUUGUGGGAGGAGGUGAUUAGUGUUCAACAUGUUGAGCCUCAAAAUAACACAAAAGAUGUAUCAGAGCUUUGCAGGUAAAAUAUCUCCUCACUGUACAUUGUUUCGUCAUCGUUUGUGACAAUUAUUAGAACUUUAUGGCAGCUUCUCUGAUUUUUAUACUGUUUUAUAUCAUUUUAUACUUUUUUUUUAAUACCUUUUUAUACUUUUUUAUACCAUUUUUAUAUAAUUUAGUGUGUACAUGUUUUUAUAUGUUAUAUUUUUUCAGUUGUGAACACACUAUUAUACUGCAUUAACCAGUGUAUGUACAUACUCAAGACAACACUAGUAUGUAGUGUUGUUCCUUUCUUGUGACUUGACAAUAUGUGAAGUAUUUUGAGUUUUUGUAAUUUGUGUCAUCUAAUUAUGCCAAAGAAGCAUUCAAAGGGUGCCUGAACAUGAAUAGUGUUAUAUUAUGGCUUUGUUAAAAUAACAAGUAAGAAUUAAACUUGUGAACUUGUGUAAA